Molecule: messenger RNA, 579 nt
Organism: Ostertagia ostertagi
Lineage: Eukaryota; Metazoa; Nematoda; Chromadorea; Rhabditida; Trichostrongylidae
Source: the annotation of a GenBank genome assembly
AUGGAGGAAUCGACCAUGAAGUACAUACGGUAUUGUGUUGUGUCGGAAAUACUUUUCUUCAACGUCAUUGGGGUCUUCGGCAAUGUUCAACUGCUAUGGGCAACUUUCCGAAAAAAAUCUACUCACUCCAAACCAGGUCUUGCACCACACGUCUUUCGUUUCUGGUCGACGAUAAAUGUGAUUAUCAACACCGUAGUUAUUGGAGCAUAUGCAGUUAUUAUCGUACUUGUUCGCAUUAAAGGAGAAUCGGCGACUUUCCGCGAGAGCCAAAAAGCAAUUCGGAGUCUCAAGGUCAUCGUUAUCAUUUUUGUUUUCUCGUGGUACAUGGCGAUCCUAGGAGUAAAUUUCGGCUAUGUCCUUGGGUUAUCACCCGGUCUGCUGGCCAUAUUAUCAAAGCAAUAUGGUAUUCUUCGCCUUGCUGUGCUACUCACAAACCUUCUACGUGUGUAUCUGGCGUUCCUCCGAAUACAGGACGGCCUUCAAGGAACAGCUGUACUUAAUGAUCUGCCGAAAACGCAACCAGCAAGUUGCCCAAAUAAGCAAGACCACUGCGUCGAAAAAUCGUCCAUACACCGCUAA